Molecule: messenger RNA, 2178 nt
Organism: Aspergillus affinis
Lineage: Eukaryota; Fungi; Ascomycota; Eurotiomycetes; Eurotiales; Aspergillaceae
Product: C2H2 type zinc finger domain protein
Exons: 7
Coding region: 1-2178 (725 amino acids)
Biological process (GO): regulation of transcription by RNA polymerase II; DNA-templated transcription
Cellular component (GO): chromatin
Molecular function (GO): RNA polymerase II cis-regulatory region sequence-specific DNA binding; zinc ion binding; DNA-binding transcription factor activity, RNA polymerase II-specific
Source: RefSeq, a predicted model, not a curated record
AUGCCACAAACCACCACAUCCCCCGGGGUCAAGACGCUGGUGUGUAGAGUCUGCCAGAAGGCCUUCUCCAAAGCGGAGCAUCUAAGAAGACACGAACGCUGCCAUACUGGCUCAAAACCGUUUAUCUGUAAGGAAUGCAAUAGGCCAUUUGCCCGUCAAGAUGCCCUUACUCGACAUGAGAAACUGCAUGUUCGGGCUGCAAACUCCAAACAUGCUCGAGAACAUCAACCGGGCCAUGCAGUCGCCCAGCCCAAUUCCCUAAACCCCUUGCCAUGUUGGGAUACUAUCAAGGUCCCUGCAAAUCCCACAAUUCCAACCCCUACGCAAACCCAGUCAUGGGAGGCAUCACAAUCCGAUCAAGAUUUCGGGUUACACCAGGCGGCGUCGGAUCUAGAUUUCUCAUUGAUAUGGCCCGAUUCCGAGGGCCUUUUCCAAAGCAUCAUGUCAUCGGACACCACGGAUCAAUGGCAGAUGCCCUUGGGUGCUCUACCAUUUCCGCCCGUGGUGCAGGAUGCCAAUACGAUGUCUUUUGGAUCCCCAAAUUCGUUUGACGAUCGUAGCUCAUCUAUAGGUGCAAUCCCCUUUGGGGGUAGCCGGGAGGCUGUACGGGAUGUCACUGAAAUGGUGACGAGCUCGUCUUCUAGCGUGACAGCUGCGAUUAAGGCAACAUCUAUUAACUCGGUAUUCCUUGAUGAGUGCCUGCAUAUGUUUUUCGUCAGGUUCAUCCCGACCUUUCCUAUCUUGCAUCGGGCAACUUUCGUAUUCCGGGAAUGUACGCAUCCUCUUCUGUUGAACGCCAUGGCUCUUGGCUCCCUGUACCUAGGGCCCAAGGACUCUGUGGCCAAGGGGGAGGCAUUGUGGCGGCUGGCCCACACCGCUGUGGCUACCUCGUGGCAAUCUCUUAUCACACAUCGGGGCCCUUAUGACGCCUGCAAAGGCGUUCAGCUUCUCGUCACUGCCCUUCUGGGUCAGAUAUACGGUGCAUUGUCUAAAAACAGGGUCGUCCGCACGACGAGUCAGGUUUUCCGCCCCCUCGGAUUCUUCUGGGCAAGGCAUUGUGGCAUGUUAGACUGCGCACCUUUCUCAUUAGAGAAUUUUCCCUUCCCAACGGCUUCGAGCACCGAGAAAGAUCAAAAAUGGCGGCAAUGGGCCGCAAGAGAGAUCCAGCAACGUGCAUUGCUUGCAUACCACGUACUGGAUGGUCUCGUUGCACAGAUGUCUGGCGACGGUGCAUCCACGCGACAUGUUGCCAACCCGCUCAUCUUGCCCAGCAAUGAGACUGCAUUCGAUGCUGGGAGCCCCGAUGAGUGGCUAGUACACAUGCGUUCUCAAACGACAGAUCAGCCUUCAUUCAGAUUGAUAUUCCGCUCUCUUUUCCCUCCCGUCGGCAGUAUCCGCCCCCUUGACUAUCAGUUAUCAGCCUUCGCAUUGCGCGUUGUCCUCGAAGGGCUGCAGUCGUUGGUUUCAGACUCCGAUGACAGUGAAUUGGUCGCCGUUGGUGUCCCCAGCCGCUCUGACGUCAAAAGGGCAUUGGCCCAGGUCCAUGAGACGAUUUCUAUGAGCAUCCAUCUCGCAGCCCCAGAAAGGCUUGAGGUACUCUUACGCUGGCACACAAUUUGCUUGGACACGAUGAUCAACUCGACCGUGCUUUGUAGACAUGUUUGCUCCCGCUUCGACGUCGCCCAGCAUGUGUCCGGUGGCUCUCGUACCAUGAAGGCUGGAUUUGAUAUGGCUAGGUGGGUCAACACGGAAGACGCUCGGCGGGCCUUGCUGCAUGCUAUUGCGAUCCAGGACAUCAUCGAACAGCUACCUAGAGGCCGAGCUCACGUUAUCCAUAUGCCCAGCUCGCUUUUUGCGGCGGCAACUGUUUACGUCGUCUUCUCCCUAGCCGGCGUGACCAAUGUAAAGCUGCCGCGCACAAUCGCUUGGAAAGAUACCCUGCUUUCCCAAUCUGACCUGAACCUCGGAUGUGAAAGUGCAGGAUCGUCGGGAGUAUCCGAGACGCGGCGUUUUAUCGAGGAAGGGAGAACCGAAUCUCCACCGGGUAUGCGUGCCAGCCGGAAUCUACUUUACGAAAUGAAUUCCAUGCAAAAGCUGUUCCGCUGCCUUAUAUCACAAUGGGGGAUUGCCCAUGACAUGGAGGAGAUCGUCGACAAAUGGAUUACUCUGUGUCAUUAG